UAUUGUGCUCGCGCUACUAUUCUGUGUGUGUGUGUGUUUGUGGUGGUUUACGUUUCCUGAAAAAUGUUCAAAUUUACCCUCCUUUGUAUAGCUUUGUCGCUCACCUUGGCAACUGCAUUGAAAAUUCACGAUUUCGACCAUCACGAAGCCGAAGAAUCCGAACAUCAUCAUGAAGUGGAUCACAAGCAUGCCACUUCCCAUCAAAGCGUCAAAUUUCAUCACUUCCAUCCCGUACCGGUCUAUGUCAAGGACACACAUUUGCUUAAGAAUCCCAUUGAAAUCGGUGGUACAAAGCAGAAAUUGAAAGUUUUGCACCCCAAAACCGAACAUAGCCACAAUCACGGCUUGGUUUUGGAGGAGGAGAGCGAAACACAUUUGCACGGCCAUGGACAUCACGAAAUCGAACAUCAUGAACCUCAUCAGGAGCACUACGAACACUAUCAUCACGAAUAAGCGAUUGGAUAGAGAGGGUUGAGAAAACAAAUUUAAAGAAAACGAGCGUGAAUUGGAAAAAGUGUAUUCAGUUUUAACGAUCUGUAGAUUGGAAGCUUGUUCCCGGAUUUUCAUAUAAGCCUUUAGAUGAAUACUGUG
Anastrepha obliqua is the source of this 591-nucleotide messenger RNA. RefSeq lists its product as uncharacterized. Bases 64 to 453 code for a protein of 129 amino acids. The transcript has 2 exons. NCBI's taxonomy places the organism in Eukaryota, Metazoa, Arthropoda, Insecta, Diptera, Tephritidae. The record is from RefSeq and is a predicted model, not a curated record.